Molecule: messenger RNA, 1531 nt
Organism: Pongo pygmaeus (Bornean orangutan)
Lineage: Eukaryota; Metazoa; Chordata; Mammalia; Primates; Hominidae
Product: sialic acid-binding Ig-like lectin 14
Exons: 7
Coding region: 51-1241 (396 amino acids)
Biological process (GO): cell adhesion
Cellular component (GO): plasma membrane
Molecular function (GO): sialic acid binding
Source: RefSeq, a predicted model, not a curated record
UCCCUGACAGCGGGACCUGGGACCGGGCUGGGGCCCUGGCGGAUGGAGACAUGCUGCCCCUGCUGCUGCUGCCCCUGCUGUGGGGGGGGUCCCUGCAGGAGGAGCCAGGGUACGAGCUGCAAGUGCAGAAGUCGGUGACGGUGCAGGAGGGCCUGUGCGUCUUUGUGCCCUGCUCCUUCUCUUACCCCUGGAGUUCCUGGUAUUCCUCUCCCCGACUCUACGUCUACUGGUUCCGGGACGGGGAGAGCCAAUACUACAGUCAGGCUGUGGCCACAAACGACCCAGGCAGAGGAGUGAAGCCAGAGACACGGGGCCGAUUCCGCCUCCUUGGGGACGUCUGGAAGAAGAACUGCUCACUGAGCAUUGGAGAUGCCAGAAUGCGGGACACGGGAAGCUAUUUCUUCUACAUGGAGAGAGGAAAUGAUGUAAGACACAGCUACCAACAGAAUAAGCUGAACUUGGAGGUGACAGCCCUGAUAGAGAAACCCGAUAUCCACUUUCUGGAGCCUCUGGAGUCCGGCCGCCCCACAAGGCUGAGCUGCAGCCUUCCAGGAUCCUGUGAAGCGGGACGACCUUUCACAUUCUCCUGGACAUGGAAUGCCCUCAGCCCCCUGGACCCUGAGACCACCCGCUCCUCGGAGCUCACCCUCACCCCGAGGCCCGAGGACCAUGGCACCAACCUCACCUGUCAGGUGAAACGCCAAGGAGCUCAGGUGACCACGGAGAGAACUGUCCAGCUCAAUGUCUCCUAUGCUCCACAGAACCUCGCCAUCAGCAUCUUCUUCAGAAAUGGCACAGGCACAGCCCUGCGGAUCCUGAGCAAUGGCAUGUCGGUGCCCAUCCUGGAGGGCCAGUCCCUGUUCCUCGCCUGCACAGUUGACAGCAAUCCCCCUGCCUCACUGAGCUGGUUCCGGGAGGGAAAAGCCCUCAAUCCUUCCCAGACCUCAGUGUCUGGGAUCCUGGAGCUGCCCAACAUAGGAGCUACAGAGGGAGGGGAAUUCACCUGCCAGGUUCGGCACCCACUGGGCUCCCAGCACCUGUCCUUCAUCCUUUCUGUGGAGAGAAGCUCCUCUUCCUGCAUAUGUGUAACUGAGAAACAGCAGGGCUCCUGGCCCCUUGUCCUCACCUUGAUCAGGGGGGCUGUCAUGGGGGCUGGCUUCCUCCUAACCUACAGCCUCACCUGGAUCUACUAUACCAGGUGUGGAGGCCCCCAGUGGAGCAGGGCUGAGAGGCCUGGCUGAGCCCCUCCUGCUCAAGACAGAACUGAGGUGUGGACACACAGCCCUGCGGGACAGACGCAGGACAUCACUGUCAGCUUCUUUCUGGAAGCUCACAUCCCACUGACUACCCCUCUUUUCCUUCCUGCCCCAUACCCCUUCUACUUAUCCCCCUCUGCUUGUGAGUCUUGCCCCACCAUACCUGCAUCCCCAUCUGCACCCCAUCCCCUCCCCACCCCCCUUCUCUUCCCUCUCCAUCCUCCAUCUCCAGCCCUGUGAAGGGAAUGUACUUUUGGUCUUAUACCCCCAUUACC